AUGUUGGCACUGAUUAGCACCUAUACGGCGCUCUCCCAGGUGGCAGCCGUCAGCUGCGACGACACUGACGGCGACCUGUUCUGCCUUGGUACUUGCCCAGCCGAGGAGAGGCUGGUGCGCGUGCUCCGUCUGCGCCAAGAGGACGUUCACUGGCACACCAACCGACUCACCCUGGCACGCGAGCUUCGCGGCCUCAAGGAUAACGCCCAGAACCGGACAUCGGCAUUCUUCCUGGAUGCCAGAACCAGCCUUGUCCAUGACACGUAUCCAAAGUUGCUGUGGGACGCACGACAUUCCCUCCGUGAAGGCCCAGUCGCAGGCGACGCCGCACCACCCGAAGACCUGCAAAAGCGUGAGCACUACCUGGUUACCGAGAUGCAGCCUGGCUGGCGUCCGCUGACAUCCUACGAGUUCCCCGGUCCGGCGCAAGCCGUGAGCAUCCUGGAGCAGGCGUGCUGGGCACUGGCGGUGGCCGAGUCCGCGCACGAAUUCGAACACCGGCUGCCAGUGCUGGGCACCGUGCUGGUCCGCCCCACGCGUUCGCCCCGCCUCGAGUUCACGCUCCGGGGACGUCUCGAGCGGAUAUCCAGUGCAGGCUACAAGAUCCGGUUGCAGGGACUCCAGAUGGCCAGGAUGACAACGGAAGUCCCGCAGUGCACUGAACUGAGCCGCCACCGUGAGUUCAUCCUGGGCGAAGAAGAAAGUCAUGUGUUCGGCAAGAUGGCUUCCUUGCUGAGUAACCAGGCUUCACGGUUCAAGCCCCUGACAAACGUGAUGUGGCUUCAGCACCUGGCUCGCUGGCUAUCGCGACAGAGUGCAGAGACCAACACUGCGCUCGCACCGUGGGUGCUCGUGCUCAACGUCGCCACGUCGGCCCAGGACGUGGCCGAGGAGACCGCCGAUGUCACCGCCCAUGUCGUCGCCGGCCGCCGGCCGCUGCACCUCAUGCGCCGUCGCCCCAAGCAGACCAAGCAGCCCAAGCAGAACGCCCCGAGACCUGCCGACCAAUCGGGCGGAAUCGACCACCCCUCGGCCACCGGGUCGUCUCAGCAAACGCAGCGCAGUGGUACCUAG
Dermacentor silvarum is the source of this 1074-nucleotide messenger RNA. RefSeq names its product serine/threonine-protein kinase haspin homolog. Gene Ontology annotation, molecular function: histone H3T3 kinase activity. The transcript is spliced from 8 exons. The coding region runs from base 1 to 1074 and encodes 357 amino acids. Gene Ontology annotation, cellular component: cytoplasm; nucleus. The record is from RefSeq and is a predicted model, not a curated record. Gene Ontology annotation, biological process: intracellular signal transduction; mitotic cell cycle. NCBI's taxonomy places the organism in Eukaryota, Metazoa, Arthropoda, Arachnida, Ixodida, Ixodidae.